Messenger RNA from Micropterus salmoides (largemouth bass), 1034 nucleotides. Its product is annotated as prolactin regulatory element-binding protein-like. NCBI's taxonomy places the organism in Eukaryota, Metazoa, Chordata, Actinopteri, Centrarchiformes, Centrarchidae. Gene Ontology annotation, biological process: protein secretion. The record is from RefSeq and is a predicted model, not a curated record. Gene Ontology annotation, molecular function: protein binding; GTPase activator activity; guanyl-nucleotide exchange factor activity. Gene Ontology annotation, cellular component: endoplasmic reticulum membrane.
GCAGCCAACGCUCACUACGCUGCUGACGUGUAGGUAGGGAAGUGGCUGUCGAGGAGUCUUUAGUCGCUAGCUCUUACUUUUACCUGUUCAUCAUAAGCCUUUGUCGACACUAUGAAAUCAUUUGAUUUAGUUCUUAGCUAUUUGAUAAAAUAACAACGGAAGAGAAAACGGGCCAACUGCACAGGUAUGGUUGAAUGCAGUGGUUUUAUGAAAAAGUGAGUGACUUGCGCAACAACAAUGGGGAAGAGGAAGGUGCCAGAUCUGUACAGAGCUCCCUUUCCCUUAUACUGCAUUAAAGUUGACCCUCAAACAGGACUUGUGAUUACAGCAGGAGGAGGAGGGGCUUCCAAGACGGGCAUAAAGAAUGCUGUGCACUUCCUGGAUCUCCAGCUGUUCGGAGAACGCCAGUACAGUGCCAGUCUCCUUCACUCUCAUGACACUGACACACGCGCCACCAUGAACAUGGCUGUAGGUGAUGGUGUGAUUGCUGCAGGACAGGACGGGACCUGCUCUUUGAUGAGGUUUAAACACUGCACACAAAAAGGAGGAGGGAAAGCUGCUGCCAAAAUCGAAGGGAAGAGCGUGCAGCAGGGUAAUGCGAGGCGACGAGCUGGGAAAGGAGACAAAGGUGGACCGGAUGGUGCUGCGGCAUCUGGAGAUAUGUCAGAUAUCAAGGAUGAGACGGCUCACAUUUCUGUGACUGGUUUGGCUGAAGUGCAGUCAGACCUGAAUCCUCAAGACCCGCUUCAGAAGGUGGUCCGGUUCAGUCCUGACCUGAGCCUUCUGGUGACUGGAGGCACAGACGGAUACAUCAGAGUCUGGGAGUUUCCAUCGCUGAAGAAGAAGUUUAACUUUAAAGCACAUGAUGGUGAGAUUGAAGACUUGGACACGAGUCCAGGGAACAAGCACCUGGUGACUGUUGGCCGGGAUUUUGCCUGCAGUGUAUGGAGUGGCAACCACUUGGCUAUGGGUCUUAAAUGGCUUGAAACCAUGCCUCAGAUAGCUGAGAAGACUUAUCGAUAUAUGGCUUGCAG